CGCGUGGUUUGCUGUGCUCCGUCACUUUCGAUGGCACCACAACUUCUUAGCAUUUCAGUGGAGUUAAAAGCGCCGUCAUGGACCAAUUUUUUCCAGCUGGAGCGGAAAGUGACACCAGUAACGAUGACUGGGACAUCGAGUGGCAUUCGAACAAGAAGUCUUCGUGUAUUCAGGAUCUGACUGCUUUUGUACCACAAGGCGAAGAUAAUGUCUCAGCAUUUAAAAGAGCCAUUAAUGAGGGAGACAUAGAUGCCGUUAAACUGCUGUUGGACAGUGGUAUAGAUGUGGAAACCAGACUGGCCUUUGAAUGGACUUCUCUGAUGUAUGCCGUCAGUGUGGCGAACUACGAUCUGGCCAAACUGCUGUUGGACAGAGGAGCCAAUGCUAAUUUCAGCAAAGAUUGCUGGACGAUCCUCAUGGCCAGCUGCACUGCAUCUGCUAGUGAAGACAAAAUUGCACGUUGCGUGGAGUUUCUGCUGACCAGAAGUGCUGAUCCUAACAUGGCGGACAGGUCUCAGAUGACCUGUUUGAUGUUGGCUGCAAGAGAUGGUUACAGUAAGAUCAUCAACCUGCUGGUGUCUCACGGUGCAGAAAUCAAUGCGCAGGAUAAUAAAGGAUACACAGCUCUGUCUAUAGCAGUGCAGUAUGGCAGAGAAAAAGCAGUGUUAAAGCUCCUCCAGCUGGGAGCAGAUAAAACCAUAAGAACAAAGUCUGGGAAUAGCCCUGCUGAUCUGGCUGUGGCCUUCAAACGCACGCAGAUAGCCAGGAUCUUGUCCUCUUCAUCCCACAUUUCUACUGUUCAGGCCUUUGGCUCUAUGGAGGAGGGAUUGUCAAAGUUCUUCAAGACCAACUCUGAAAUUCCACCCUCCACGGAGAGUGUGGCCAAGCUUAAUGAUCUUGAACUUUUCCUUCAUGGUCUUGAUUUGGGCUACCUCACAGAUGCCAUGACUGAACAUGACAUCACCUGGAGCCAGCUGUUGACCAUGGAGGAGGAGGACUUUAAGAAGCUUGGUAUCACAGACCCACUGGACCAGCAGAAGAUAUUGAACGCCAUGCAGCAGAUACAGCUGGACAAAAUAGAUCUGGACACCGUCAGUCAACUGGGAGCUACAUUUAGUGGGAGUGAAGAUCUGCAAAACUUCCUGUUAAGCGUGAGUCAGCAGAGCUGCUACCUGACGGAGACAAUUCAGGAUGUCAUCAGCCGCUUUCCUCGUCAGGCAUCUCAGCUGGUUUUCUCACUGGAUCCCAAUAAUGAGGCCCAGACCAUCGCCAACAAGCUGGUAGUCCAGACUAAAGACCUUCAAAAGGAAGUCACCUGCCUCCGCAACCUUCUGUGUCAGGUGGAUGAAGCCAGAGGCUGCUGCAAUCUUCCUCAACCUUGUUCCCACCGGAGCUGGAGGACCUGGUCCUGGACCAGAACUGUGCUGAGUCUGCUUGGAGCCACUUUCAUCCUGCUUCUCUACAAGGCCGCUAGUGGAAAGGUUUACCUGCAGAUGUACAGGAAGAUCUUUUAAUCGGCUAAUGCUAGUCUUUAUCUGUUUGAGGUUUAGCUCAAAGAGGUAGAUUUAUGGAUGCCACCGUGUUUUGUUCCUCAACUUCCUGACUUCUCAAGGUUUAUUUACUUCCACCUCAUUUUAAGUUAUUGUGUAUUUUAUGUUUUGUGUUCUUUUCUGGAGCAUUUUUGUUGUCAAUCCAAGAAUAAAAUCAGGAUGUUUUUUUUUGUUUAA
This is a messenger RNA of Melanotaenia boesemani (Boeseman's rainbowfish), 1727 nucleotides long. RefSeq names its product ankyrin repeat, SAM and basic leucine zipper domain containing 1 (gene asz1). Bases 78 to 1514 code for a protein of 478 amino acids. Gene Ontology annotation, molecular function: protein binding. The record is from RefSeq and is a predicted model, not a curated record. Gene Ontology annotation, biological process: piRNA processing. The transcript has 13 exons. Gene Ontology annotation, cellular component: pi-body. Lineage: Eukaryota; Metazoa; Chordata; Actinopteri; Atheriniformes; Melanotaeniidae.